AUGUUCGGGCACCUCAUUGCACGAGCGACAUCUCGCAUUGCAGGUGGCGACGCCCUACGUCGCAACGAAGAAUGGCAGGCGAUUGCAAGCAGCUACUCGACAAAUGUAGGAUUGGUUAUUCUUCUUCUCCGUCCCUUUCCAGACUUUCUUCGGCCCUUUGUGGCACGAUUUCUCCCACCAGUACGGCAAAUGAAACAGCAACUUCAGUCUGCCAAGAAGCUCUUCACACCGAUAGUUGAGCAGCGUCGGACAGCAGAGGCUGCCAACGACCCAGCCUACCAAAAGCCAGAUGAUUUUCUACAAUGGAUGAUGGAUGGUGUAGAAGAUGAGCAAGACUUUGACCCUGAGAUGCUCGCUCAUCACAUGCUUGUCUUGAUUAGUAUGGCGGCCAUCCAUACGAGUUCAAUCACACUGACCCAAGCUCUCUAUGAUUUGAUCGCCAGGCCAGAAUACCUCCAGCCUCUGCGCGAGGAGAUCCAAGUGACUUUGCAAAGCGGAUGGGAGAACGCAACUAAGGCAUCACUGGAUGCGCAACGACGUCUGGAUAGCUUCAUGCGCGAGUCUCAGCGUUUCAAUUCGAUAGGCGACUUGUCCAUGCACCGUAUAGUUAAGAAGUCUUUGACACUCUCCGAUGGCCUCAUCCUUCCUGAGGGCACGCACAUCUGCUUUCCAGCCGGUCCGAUGUCGAGAGAUUCAUCUUUGGUCGCCAAUGCUUCAAAUUUCGACGGCCUCCAGUGGUGUAAAGAGUCAACUGAUCGAAAUGCUCUGAAGUCUGUCCAUUAUGAUACAGCCAUGGAUGGCAUAGAUGAUGCAAGCCCACAUCGUUCCCAGUUGACCUCAACAACGUCAACCAGCUACAUAUCUCUCAGCCCCGCUGCCAUGCACUUUGGCUAUGGACGCCAGGCCUGCCCAGGUCGGUUCUUUGCUGGAUGCAUGAUAAAAGCGAUUCUGAGUCGGAUUCUGAUGGAUUAUGACUUCAAGUUCGAGAAUGGUCGGGCUGGAUGGAGACCUGCCAACCUCUAUGUUGGCGAGCACAUCCUUCCAAAUAUUCAUCUAACUGUGUUACUUCGGAAAAGGAAACUCGACCUUUGA
Molecule: messenger RNA, 1092 nt
Organism: Penicillium cosmopolitanum
Lineage: Eukaryota; Fungi; Ascomycota; Eurotiomycetes; Eurotiales; Aspergillaceae
Product: cytochrome P450
Exons: 2
Coding region: 1-1092 (363 amino acids)
Molecular function (GO): iron ion binding; monooxygenase activity; oxidoreductase activity, acting on paired donors, with incorporation or reduction of molecular oxygen
Source: RefSeq, a predicted model, not a curated record